AUGAAAAAUCAAAUUAAAAAUAAAAAAGACCAAGUUCCUGUGAAUACUGAAAGUAAUUCUAUGAUUUUUAAUGAAAAUCGAUUAUUAAACUCUAAUUCUAAUGAAUUUACAUUAAAUAAUGAAGAGGAAAAAAAUAAAAUAGUAAAUAUUUAUUUGAACAUGAUUGAACAUAUAAGAAUUGAUAAAGAAAAUAAAUGCCUAUAUAUAGAUGAUGUAAAUAUUACAGAAAAUGAAUUAAAGGAACUUGUCAUUUCAAAAAAAAAAAUAAAUGAAAAAAAAAAGGAAAAAGAAUUAAAAAGUAAGAGAACUUUUAAUGAUAUAUCAACCUACACUAAUGAAAAUCAUAUAAAAGACAAAACGAGUAAAAAGAAUGUUAUUUAUUCCUCAAAACAGUUUUCUGAAAAUAAUAAUUAUAAUUACAUGAACAGCGAAUGUGAAGUUAACAAAAAAAGAAACAUCAUUGACAAUAAAAAACAAGGAAAUAAUGAAGAAUGUAAAGAUAUGCAAAUGGGUAACGAAUAUAAAGAAGAUAAUUUUUCAAAUAUUGAAAAUCCUCAAGGAGAUGUUACUAAUAAUCAUUGUAGUAAUUUGAAAGAGGGAUUGGAAUGUGAUAAUGACGUAAAAAAUGAAGUAAAAACAAAUGAUGAUUAUAAUAUAAAUGAUAAAAUACAAAAUAGCAACAAUUUAAGCUUUAAUAAAGGUGUUCAUUCUUCUGUUGAAAAUAAUAAAAUGAUUUCUUCAGUAGCUUGUCUUAAUUACUUAAUAGAACACAGAAUAAAUAAAGAAAUAGAUAUACCACAAAGUAAUACUAUAAAUGCUUUAUUUAUGGAUUUUUAUCAUUUAAUAAUGGCAUAUACGUAUUUUAGGCAAAAAAAACAUAAAGUUAAAGCAACAUUUGAAAUUUACUUUAGAAAAUGUCCUUUUGAAGGAAAAUUUGCUAUUUUAGCAGGAAUUUAUGAAGUCAUUAAAUAUAUUAAUUUCUUUAGAUUUACUAAAGCGCAUUUAGAAUUUAUAAAAAAAAAAAUGCACAAUUAUAAAGAUGUAGAUUUAUUUAUAGAGUAUUUAUCAGGUGUAAGUGGUAGAGAUGUUUCUAUAUAUUGUAUGGAAGAAGGAUCUAUAGUUUUUGCAAAUGAGCCAAUAAUGAUAGUUGAAGGUCAUUUAUUAACAUGUCAGCUAUUAGAAAGUGCAAUUAUUAAUUUAUUAAAUUAUCCUAUAUUAAUAGCAACAAAUAGUUUAAAACAUAAAAUUUCCAUAAAUUAUAAAACUCUCGCAGAAUUUGGUUGUAGAAGAGCACAAGGUCCAGAUGGCGCAUUAAGUGGUUCAAAAUACUCAGCAUUUGGAUGUGAUUUUACUUCAAAUGUUUAUGCAUCUUAUUUGUAUGACAUUCCUUUAUUAGGCACUAUGUCUCACUCAUUUAUAUUAGCAUUUCAAAAUGACGAAGUUUUAAAUAGUAAAUACUUAGGAAAUCACGAUUUUUUAACUAUUGUAAAUAAAAAUAAAGAUAUAGUUCAUAAACUAUAUAAUUGUGAGUACACAAAAGAAAAUGAAUUAACUGCGUUUGUUGCAUUUGCUCAGGUUAACCCUAAUAACUUUAUUUGCUUAAUAGAUACCUAUGAUUCUUUAAGAUCAGGGAUUUUCAAUUUUUUAAUUGUAGCCUUAUCACUUCAUGAAAUAAAAUAUAAACCUAUUGGUAUAAGAAUUGAUUCUGGUGAUUUAAGAUAUAUAUCAAAUGAAUGUAAAAAGAUAUUUAAUGAUAUUUCUAAAAAAUUAAAUGUACCUUUUUAUGAUUUAAAAAUUUGUGUUAGUAAUGACAUUAAUGAGAAAUUUAUAAAAUUUUUAAAUGAGCAAGAGCAUCAUAUAGAUAUUUUUGCUAUUGGUACAAAUUUAAUUACCUGUCAAUCCCAACCUUCUUUGGGUCUUAUAUAUAAACUCGUAGAAAUUAAUAAUGAACCAUGUUUUAAAAUGACAAAUGAAAAUAAAAAAUCAAAUUUACCUUAUAAAAAAAAUGUAUAUAGAUUAUAUACUAAGGACAAAUUUGCUUCUGUUGAUUAUGUUCAGUUGUUUGACGAAGAACCACCUCUUAAAAACGAAAAGUUAUUUUGCAUAAAUGUUUUAGACGAAUCUAAGCAGUGUUUUAUUAUACCAACAAAAGUUGAAAAAAAAUUAUUACUUUGUUGGGAUUAUGGAAAGCUUUUAAUAAAAUUUAAAACAUUACAAGAAUUAAAAAAAUAUACUUUAAAUGAAUUAACAAAAUUUAGAAGUGAGCAUUUCUGUUCAACUCUUCCUGUCCCAUAUAAAGUAUCUUUUUCUCAUAAUUAUCAUAAAUUGUAUAAAAAUUUGUUAAUAAAAAAUUCCUUCAUUACUACAAUAACUUAA
Plasmodium gallinaceum is the source of this 2376-nucleotide messenger RNA. RefSeq names its product nicotinate phosphoribosyltransferase, putative (gene NAPRT). The record is from RefSeq and is a predicted model, not a curated record. Gene Ontology annotation, molecular function: nicotinate phosphoribosyltransferase activity. The transcript has a single exon. Gene Ontology annotation, biological process: NAD+ biosynthetic process. The coding region runs from base 1 to 2376 and encodes 791 amino acids. NCBI's taxonomy places the organism in Eukaryota, Apicomplexa, Aconoidasida, Haemosporida, Plasmodiidae.